Parnassius apollo (apollo) is the source of this 516-nucleotide messenger RNA. The record is from the annotation of a GenBank genome assembly. Lineage: Eukaryota; Metazoa; Arthropoda; Insecta; Lepidoptera; Papilionidae.
AUGGCGGGGGAAAAAUCUGCUCUAACAACAGCGAUCACAAUACUAUCGUUUGCUACUACAGGAGUAUCUUCUCUACAGUGCUAUAAGUGCCUCAUUAACCCACCACUGGGAGAAAACUACAACACUGCUAAGCGUCUUUGCGUUCACUUCGACUACUCGGAUAAUUUUAUAGUAGAGUGUCCUUCCUCUACCAUGUGCAUGAAGCAGGACUUCUAUCUUGACAUACAAAAUGGAGUUAGAAUAACCGGAGUAGAGCGAGACUGCGCCCCUCAAACACACGCGUACCAAGAAUACAAGAACGGGAAAUGGUCACCUAAAACGGAAAUAUUGGAACCCUAUGAAGAGGGAUGUACCAGCGUCGACAACAAGGGAGAGAGGGCUACAACUAGCAGACAUUGCUACUGCCGCCAGGACCUCUGCAACUCGACAACGAGCACGACACACGAAGGCUACACAGAUAUCAUGGGCGUCAUAGUGGUGUUCAAUCUAAUGAAGUACAUUAACAGUCUUAGGUAG